Ziziphus jujuba (common jujube) is the source of this 1113-nucleotide messenger RNA. RefSeq names its product probable aquaporin TIP-type RB7-5A. The transcript has 3 exons. Gene Ontology annotation, molecular function: water channel activity. Lineage: Eukaryota; Viridiplantae; Streptophyta; Magnoliopsida; Rosales; Rhamnaceae. The coding region runs from base 205 to 957 and encodes 250 amino acids. Gene Ontology annotation, biological process: transmembrane transport; water transport. The record is from RefSeq and is a predicted model, not a curated record. Gene Ontology annotation, cellular component: plant-type vacuole membrane.
AUUGUGGUCCAUAUGGUCGGUGCCGGCGAUAGAUGGCCAUUUUUCUUCUUGCAUUAUAGAAAUAUUGGCUGCUUUCUAUGCACUAUUUAAGCCUUGCCUUAAUAAGCAACAAGCACCUUAACGAACGCCAAAGUUCAAAGCUAGUGAUCAUUUGGCCUUUGAAAACUCUUUCUCUCUUUCACUCUCUUUUUUACUGAGCCAAAAAUGGUGAAGUUGGAAUUUGGUAACUUGGGUGACUCUUUCCGUUUUGGCUCACUCCAGGCCUAUUUGGCUGAGUUCAUUGCCACUUUGCUUUUUGUAUUUGCUGGUGUUGGAUCUGCCAUUGCUUUUGACAAGGUGACGUCUGAUGCGGCCUUGGACCCGUCAGGACUGGUAGCAAUAGCUGUCGCACAUGCAUUUGCACUGUUUGUAGGGGUCUCUGUGGCUGCCAACACCUCAGGUGGCCAUUUGAAUCCAGCUGUCACUUUUGGAUUGGCAAUUGGUGGCCACAUCACCAUCCUCACUGGCAUCCUCUAUUGGAUUGCUCAGUUGCUCGGUUCCAUUGUUGCCAGUUUGCUCCUCAAGUUAGUCACUGAAGCCGAGAAUGUCCCAACCCAUAGUUUGGCUGCAGGAUUGGGUGUAAUUCAAGGCGUGGUGUUUGAGAUCAUCAUAACUUUUGGAUUAGUCUACACUGUCUAUGCCACAGCUGCAGACCCUAAGAAGGGUUCGCUCGGAAUUAUAGCACCAAUUGCAAUUGGGCUUGUUGUUGGAGCCAAUAUUUUGGCAGCCGGUCCAUUUAGCGGUGGUUCGAUGAACCCGGCUCGUUCAUUUGGACCAGCUGUAGUUAGCGGAGACUUCUCACAAAACUGGAUCUAUUGGGUUGGUCCAUUGAUUGGUGGAGGUUUGGCUGGGCUUGUCUAUGGUGACAUUUUCAUUGAAUCUUAUACUUCAGUUCCACCUUCAGAAGAGUAUGCAUAAAAAUCAUAUUUAAUAAUUAUGAGCUUUGGGUUUAUGAAGUAAUUUUCUUGAAUUUUGGGCUCAAGCAUUUGUGUAGUUUUGUUGUUGUCCAGCCAAAAAAGAAUUUGUACCUGUUAAUAAGAAUUGUAAAUGAUAAAAUACAUUUUGGCUUUAUGA